Molecule: messenger RNA, 3975 nt
Organism: Piliocolobus tephrosceles (Ugandan red Colobus)
Lineage: Eukaryota; Metazoa; Chordata; Mammalia; Primates; Cercopithecidae
Gene: CPNE4
Product: copine 4
Exons: 18
Coding region: 1833-3506 (557 amino acids)
Biological process (GO): cellular response to calcium ion
Cellular component (GO): plasma membrane
Molecular function (GO): calcium-dependent phospholipid binding
Source: RefSeq, a predicted model, not a curated record
AUAUCAGUAAAGAUGUCAUCUGGCCAAUUUGUGUGAAAAUAGAGAAUAAUUCUCAUCCAAACCACCGGUCUCUGGAAAUAAGAAAAGCUCUGAGGGUCUCCAAAGUUACCAGAGGAAGGCUGAAUUUUAUGGUGAUUGAGAAUAUUUCCAAGCUUAUGAAGGAGAAGAAAAAUAUCAUUAGUCUUUUCCAGGUUAGAAAAGAGUAAAGCCUGUAACAAAAAAAGUGAUACAGAGGAUGGAAUGAUGAGACACUUGAAAUAAGCAAGGAAGGACCAGAAACUGGUAACGCUCACCCAUGGAAUUUCAUUAUGAAGCCGUGGCAAGGGCCAAGCUGACCUGGAUUUGAAACCCAUCUCUUCAACAAUGUAGAUUUUGACAACAUAUUUGAUUUCUCUGAGCCUCUGUUUGUUAUCUGCAAAAAAGGGAGAUAUGAAUGAUUAUGUUAUUAGAUUGUCAUGAACAUUAAAUAUGAUAAUGUCAAAUCAUUCAGCCAAGUUUCUAGCAUAUAGUACAGGUUCAAAUAUUAUCUUUCUUUCCCACCAACCUCUUUUCCAGGAAAAUGCAAAGCUACUCUUUAGCCAAAUUCUAAAAUAGGGGAUAUUUAUUUUGGGAAUCAUUAAUACCCAUCUUCCCCUUUUUUGGUCCAUUGGACAUAUUGAAAUGAAUGCUUAAUACUUAUCACUUCAUGGUGUACACAUUGUUUUGUUUCUUGCAGCCAGAAUCUGGUCCUCAACUCUAACCAAAGUAAGGGAAACUGGAAAGACACAUGCUUUUUCAGUCAUUAAUAGAAAGUUGUCCAGAGACCCGGCGAGUGAAUCUACCCAGAGCUGAAGCUUCCUUUGCAACUUGGGAACACCAGGGCCACAGUGACUGUGGCUUGGCUUUAGAUAAAUUUGACCAUGGCUGUAGAACCCAGCAGCUCAGAAUCCAUUAAAAGGAGAGUUGGGAGGAGGCUCCUGCCAUAUGCCAGACACUUUUGUAGACACAAGAGGAUACACAGAUGAGCAACACCUUUACCAUUUUUGGUGACAGUUAAGCACCCAUCUAAAAAGUUGUCUUUAGUGUGUGCCAAAAAGUGUAACUCUCAUUCCCCCCACACCCCCGCCGCGAUAUGACCGCUCCACCCUAGAGUAGAGAUGGAGACCAAGCACUUGAAGAUCUAAAUCAAGUGUCCCCAGGAGCCCAGUUGAGCGACAAAGCUGAGCAGAAAGCCCAGACUGUGGGCGCGGCAGGAUCACGGAGAGCGCCGCGGCCAAGGCCUGGGCGGGGCCCUGAGCUCGGGUUCCCGGGGCAAUGUUUUGUCUCCGCCAGCAAGCCCCAGGGGGCGCUCGCGCAGAGGUUUCGGAACUAGUCUCUUGCCGGGUUGCUGGGUGCAUGGGUUUCGUCAGAAGGUGGAAAUCUCUCUGUGAGAAGCUGCCAUCUCCCCGCCACCCGCUCAUCCCCAUCUCUUUCUGCCAUCCUCCUUUCCUUCCUCCCUCGCUCCACUCCACUCCCUCCCUCUUUCUUCAGUACCCUCCUCUUUACUCUCUGAGUUAACUGAGAGCCGACCUGCCACCUCCAACAUUUUCACCCUCUUCCCCCACCCCCAUCACCGAGAAUGGAGUCAGGGUUUCCGGAGAGACCAAACUCUGCUCUCAGCACCUUUCCCAGCCGCUGCUGCUAAACUGACCUCGGAGAACGAGAGGGGAAGGAGGUGCGACGCCCCUUACACCACUACGUAACUACACCACCAACCACCUCCACUUCAAAGUCGGAUUUUGCAUCCUGGGGGCGGGACAGACCUGGUCCCGGACUGAAUUCUCUCUCCACUCUUCGAGGUUGGCACACCCAGAAUGAAGAAGAUGAGCAACAUUUAUGAGUCUGCUGCCAACACACUGGGAAUCUUUAACAGCCCCUGCCUGACCAAAGUUGAGCUGCGUGUGGCGUGCAAAGGCAUUUCUGACAGAGAUGCCCUCUCCAAACCAGACCCCUGUGUCAUCCUCAAGAUGCAGUCUCACGGGCAGUGGUUUGAGGUUGACAGGACUGAAGUGAUUCGCACCUGCAUAAACCCAGUGUACUCAAAACUGUUUACUGUGGACUUUUACUUUGAGGAGGUUCAGCGCCUGCGGUUUGAAGUCCAUGACAUAAGCAGCAACCACAAUGGACUGAAGGAGGCCGAUUUCCUUGGUGGCAUGGAGUGCACACUUGGCCAGAUUGUUUCCCAGAGAAAGCUAUCGAAAUCCUUGCUGAAGCAUGGGAACACAGCAGGGAAAUCGUCUAUCACGGUGAUUGCUGAAGAAUUAUCUGGCAAUGACGACUACGUUGAGCUUGCAUUCAAUGCACGGAAAUUGGAUGACAAGGAUUUCUUCAGUAAAUCUGACCCAUUUCUGGAAAUUUUUCGUAUGAAUGAUGAUGCAACUCAGCAGUUGGUGCACCGAACUGAGGUUGUGAUGAAUAACUUAAGCCCAGCCUGGAAAUCAUUCAAAGUAUCCGUAAAUUCUCUAUGCAGCGGAGACCCAGACCGCCGGCUGAAGUGCAUAGUAUGGGACUGGGACUCCAAUGGCAAGCAUGACUUCAUUGGAGAAUUCACCUCGACAUUCAAGGAGAUGAGAGGAGCAAUGGAAGGGAAACAGGUGCAGUGGGAGUGUAUCAAUCCCAAGUACAAAGCCAAGAAGAAGAAUUACAAGAACUCAGGCACCGUGAUUCUGAAUCUGUGCAAGAUUCACAAGAUGCACUCUUUCUUGGACUACAUCAUGGGUGGCUGCCAAAUCCAGUUUACAGUAGCUAUAGAUUUCACUGCCUCAAAUGGAGACCCCAGGAACAGCUGUUCCUUGCACUAUAUCCACCCUUACCAACCCAAUGAGUAUCUGAAAGCUUUGGUAGCUGUCGGGGAGAUUUGCCAAGACUAUGACAGUGACAAAAUGUUCCCUGCCUUUGGGUUUGGUGCCAGGAUACCUCCAGAGUACACGGUCUCUCAUGACUUUGCAAUCAACUUUAAUGAAGACAAUCCGGAAUGUGCAGGAAUUCAAGGAGUUGUGGAAGCCUAUCAGAGCUGUCUUCCUAAGCUCCAACUUUACGGUCCCACCAACAUUGCCCCCAUCAUCCAGAAGGUUGCCAAGUCAGCAUCAGAGGAAACUAACACCAAGGAGGCAUCGCAAUACUUCAUCCUGCUGAUCCUGACAGACGGUGUCAUCACAGACAUGGCCGACACCCGGGAGGCCAUUGUUCAUGCGUCCCACCUCCCCAUGUCAGUCAUCAUCGUGGGAGUAGGGAAUGCUGACUUCAGUGACAUGCAGAUGCUGGAUGGUGACGAUGGGAUUCUGAGGUCACCCAAGGGAGAGCCUGUUCUUCGAGACAUCGUCCAGUUCGUGCCCUUCAGGAACUUCAAACACGCAUCUCCAGCUGCCCUGGCAAAGAGCGUGUUGGCUGAAGUCCCAAACCAAGUUGUGGACUAUUACAAUGGCAAAGGAAUUAAACCAAAAUGUUCAUCAGAAAUGUAUGAAUCUUCCAGAACACUAGCACCAUGAACUCCCCACACAGUUUUACAGAGUUCUGAAAUACUACUCCUGCUAAUAUUUCAUAUUUAAUACUUCUACUACUCCUGUACUUUAAAAAAACAACACAUACACAUUUAAAAAUAGCACGUUUUGGUGAUUUUUAACUAUCUGAUGAUUUUUUUUUUUUUUUUUGCAUGUGUAGCCCUGAGGCCUGGAUCUGUUAAACCCUUGUAUUGUUAACUUUUUACAAAGAAAUACAGAUAAUAAUAACUUACUAUUUACAUUACAGCAUGUCGCCUUGAAAUAAAAUGGUAUCUGUAUCCGUUUUUUAUACAGGUUUGUUGAACUUUUGCUAAAUUUCUUAUCUUUACACUCUAAAGCAUUUUGAAACAUUUAUUGAACGUUGAUAGCCAAAAUAUACUUGGUUUUAUCUGCUAUAGGAUGAGAGACUUUUUAAAAUGGCAGAUGCAUGGACUGUAUUUUGCAUGUUUAAAAUAAA